AGAACCCUGAAUGCUGAGAUACAGGGAUGGCUGAUCUCAUGCAAAUGAGGUUUAGACCAUGUUGAGCCCUACUUUUAUUCUGUGGGAUGUUGGAUAUCCCUUAUACACCUAUGGAUCCAUCUUCAUCAUUAUUCUACUUAUCUGGCAAGUGAAAAGAAGCCACCAUGAAUUGCGUUUGGAAACUAAAAGGAGCUGCUGCCGGCUAGGAGACUUUCUCAGGAAGAAGCUGAGAAGCCACAGGAGCUGCUCUCUGUCAUGAAAAGCCAGGGCUGGCUUCCUCCGGAGGGAAGUGUGUGGUGAAUCCUGUGUGCAGAUCCCUGUUGCCAAAUUUGCAAAGCUGUGGCUCAGGAGAUUCAGCAAUUGCUGAUGGGUGAGAAGAACCGGAAGUCCCCAACUUUAUCGAGGAGCCCAUCACAGGUCUCCUCUUGCCUAGAGAUUUUGUCUGUGUCUAAUAUAUCCUUUGAGAAGAGUCUAGAGCUCCAUUCCAGACAUACCAGAGAACUUUCACAGGCAUCUGUAACCCCGACACUGUCACAAUUAACAGAUCAGAAAUCUUUAACCCAGUCAGCUGCUGAGUCAACAUAUGCAGAUGGCAGCCAAGAUUAUUGUGCUGAUCACCUCCAGCUAGGGCAGGAAUUUCAAAUGCCAGAUGUGCUACAGGGCCCAAACACAAUGGCUUCUUCAAUGGAGGAGCCAAGGGCUCCACUGAACCAGGAGGAGAUGAUGCACGACAACCCCAGCCAUGUCCAGGGGAACCAAGGCCAGCAUCACUUGAAUUCCCAGGUUUCCUUGAUGUCCCUGAACCCAGAAACCCUGAAUACGAUGCAUCCAAUGGCCAUGCAAAUGAUCCUCUCAGCCCACCUGCCAUUCCUCAGUCCUGAAGUCCAGAGGCUUCUUGAGGUAUAUGUUAAAAAAUGGAUGCAUUUCCAGAGGUGGGGUCUCCCCAGAUGUGUGGAGGAGUCCCUGAGGCAGCUUAUGCCAAACCCACCAUUAUAUUACCACCUUGGAAAUGACCAGCCACUUUCUUUCAACCUGAAUAACACUUCUCAGGUCUCUCUUCAUAGAUUUGAGAUCAUUUUCCACCAGACCUGGUGUUCAUGUGUGGCUGGCCAGCCCAUCCAGACCUUCUGGGUUUCUGAAUGGUCCAUUAUGAACCCAGAACAAAUACACUACUGUCUGCAAAGCCCAAACCCUGUGGCUCUAGCCUUGCCCUCUCCAGCCCUUAAAGCCCUAAGUGGCCCCCAUGCACAGUCUGGAAGACAAGAAAAUGACUCGGGGAGUGAUCUGCAUCAGAAAUGCAGCCAGUUAUUCUGUGGGAUCCCUUCUCUGCACAGUGGGUCCAUGGUUACCACUUUCAUGGGCUCUCAAGGCCUCUCCAAGAAUAAAAAUGUCCCCAAGACCCCCUUGAAGGAUCCUUUUCUCUUCAACAAGCUCUCCUUCCCCCAACUACUGCCUAAAACUCCACCCUAGUCAGCCCCACUCUCUUCUCCACUUUUCCCAAAUUGGGUUUCUCCAUCUGACCAUCAACGAGCUCUCAAUGUCCCAUUUCUGACUCUGGCUGAGCAUGAAGCCUUGGAGUGGCACCUGCUACAGAGGCAGCUCCAGCUUCAGUGGGGCUUGCCAGCUGUCCUCCAGAGGUCUCAGCACACCCAGUACCCGAUGCAGCAUGAGCCCUGUGGCAAAGCUCAGUCUCCUGAGACCAUGACAACUUCCCAGCCAGGGGAUUCCAUCUCAGUCCUCACCAGGGAACUACUCUUCCUGGGGCAUGCCCGGAACCUGCUGGAAUUCCACAUCCAGAAACAGUUGAUUCACCAUCGCUGGGGCCUGCCUCAGAAGAUCCGGCAGUCCAUCCAGUUGCUCCUUACAUCCACUGACCAGCAUUUGUCCUGCAGCAGCACAGCCCUAGCCAAUGUGAGCAUCUCCCAACCUGCAGCACUAGAGGCCAACGGGGCUUGUGAUGUGCCAACACCCAUUGUGGCUCCAGUGUCCAUCCCCAUGCCACACUUGUUAACCCAGGUCAAGGCAAUACUGCAGAACCACAUUGACUCCAAAUGUGGACAGAUCCACCAGGGCAAGAUCCCUGCCUGUGUACAUAGGUCCUGGGACUGCAGAAUUUCUGGGGGCCUGGCAGUGGCUCCUUUUCCCUGCAUUCCAGAAAGCCAGCUCCUGGAACUGCAGACAAGUGACCCUGACCUACAUGACAAAGUUAUGCCCUGGAUGCCAACGGCCCUUGAUCAGCAGCAACAGGCCUUACCAUGUACUGCCACUGAACACCCUAAGCUACUCCGAGUCUUGUCCGUGGAAGCCAUUGAGAAACUGGAGACAACUUUACGGCACAAGUAUCUGGCCUUCCUGUCAGGGCUGCCUGCUCUGUAUUAUGUGGCACUCUCCAGUGCCCUGACCCAGCCAGUCACUAGCCAAUCUGUCAUCACAGAGAUGGUGCCUGGGCCUAUGGAGGUCCCAGCAGAGCUUCCGUCUCAGAUGAUUUCAUUUGAAGAUCAUUGUAUAAGUCUUGGGUCAUGCCCUCAAGACAACAACAAGACUUAUAUAGAUGUUGCAGAAGAGUUCCAGCCUGCAGUGCCAGUAAAAGAAACAAUGGAGACACUGCCUCUAGAAAGCUGGACACAUCCUGCUAGCCCCCACUCACUCCAGACACAUAUCUUGACCAAACUAAACUUCCACCUGAGAAAAAAGGUCCUAGAGAUACAAUUGGGAAUUCCCAUAAGAGCAAGGAAGUCCAGGGAACAAAGUGCUAUUGUUCCUGAGAACAUAUUCACACAGGAGUCUCUUGAAAGUCUAAACCACCAAGGGGAGACAUUGCUCCAGGAACUUCCCAUCCCACAGGACACUCCUGCCCCCAAUCCAGAACGGGUCCACCUUAAAGAACAGCUGGCCAUUGAGUGGAAGGCAGUGCAGCAGAACCAAAAGCAAUCUAAUUCCAAAACAGUAGCCCAAGGUUCUGCCCACUGGGUCUCCAAGAUCUCACAACCCAGUGGGGACAUGACAGGGGCCCACAUGCUUUGUGCUCAGGUGGAGGCCAAUGUGAACAACCCCAGUCUGGAGGAACCCUGGGGCCCUGAGCCUCAAAGCCCUAGCAAGAGCAAUGGCCCAGCCUAUAUCUCCAUAUUAGCAGGAAAGAGAGAGGACCCAGAAGAAACCAAAGCCAGGGACCAUGGAGAAGGGGAUGCAGGGUUUGGGCUCUCCUCAAGCAGAGAAGAAAGAUGCCCUGCUGAAGACCAGAGUCCAAACAAGACACCCUGAGGCUCCUGGUGAUGGAGCCAUAGCUUUCGUCUUGCAGAUCCCUGUCAACACAGCCCCCAGCAUCACCCUCAGCUUAAGCUCCCAGAGAUACCUACAGGAGUCCCUAGGGGGAAAGAAUCUGAGAAUGACCUGCAACACAGUCAAACAGAGCUAAAUGUCAUCCUUGAACCAGCGCAGAUUCCUAAGAAUGCCCAGACUGUGGUGCCCCAGGCUUCACAGGGUCAGCCUUUCCUGAGCCAAGCAACACAGGGUAAGCCUUUGCAGAGCCAAACUUUUCAAGGCCAGGUUUUGCAUGGGCAGGUGAUGCCAACCCAUACUCACAAGAGGCCCAGCCUUUCAGAGUCUAGCUUGAGAAAUAAAAUUAAAUCUUUUCUGCAGCAUAUUAACCCCAAGAUGAAAGGCAAAGGGCAUGAAGACUCCAUGUACUCAGCUGCUGCAAAGGUGGCCAAAACCACAAAAGAAAAUGUUGCAAAGAACCUGGCUCCAGCCAAGAACCCUCUGGGGAGAAGUAAGACAGAGAAGCCACCAAGGUACUCCAAGGUCCAAUCUCAUCCUGCUGAGAAGCUGGUGGGCCCAGCCUUCUUGGAUUGUCCCCAGUCCCCAGACAAUAAGCUCCAGCUAUGCUCCAGACAACCUGGCCCUGCUUCAGCUCUGGGCCAUCCCUGCCACUGCCCUUGGCACUGUCCUCAAGGAGCUUGUGCCACCCAACCAGGGCACCCAAUCUAGCUCCUGACCAUCAGUUCAGAUAGAAACACUGGUCUGCUGGAGAACAUGCAGAGCCAUGAAAAAGAGUUUGCAAGCUCCCCAACUGCUGCAUUCCUCCAAAGGACCAGUAUUGUCAUUUCCAUGAAUAAAUGUGCAGGUGGGGCAGGGUGCCAGCAGAAAUAGACUCUAUAUUUCUCAGCAA
Molecule: messenger RNA, 4168 nt
Organism: Callithrix jacchus (white-tufted-ear marmoset)
Lineage: Eukaryota; Metazoa; Chordata; Mammalia; Primates; Cebidae
Source: RefSeq, a predicted model, not a curated record